Penaeus vannamei (Pacific white shrimp) is the source of this 6709-nucleotide messenger RNA. NCBI's taxonomy places the organism in Eukaryota, Metazoa, Arthropoda, Malacostraca, Decapoda, Penaeidae. The record is from RefSeq and is a predicted model, not a curated record.
UGGUGUAGGCGUUUGGACUGUAGUAGGACUAAAGCCGCGUGUAUGUUGUUGUGUAGUGUGUGGCUUACUGCAUGAUGGCUGCUACUGCUGCCUGGGAGGGAACUGGCCGCCCUCCCACGGAUGAGCUCCAGACUCCCCCUGGUCGCUCAGCUCAGCCUCCCCAGGGAGCUUCUGCUGGCACCACUCCCACGUUGUUGCAUGAUUCUGCACAAAGCACUGCCAAGGAUUCACCUGCUACCGGCAAAAAGGACGUUCGUUCCACUGUGAGAGUAACCGUGAAUUUACCCGUCUCUACACCCACAGGCACCAAGCUGGCUGUGACCACAAGAUCUGAGUCACCUGCGGGGGGUGAAGGUCUCAAGGUGGAGCCUAAGAAUCUGGACCAAGAGAAAGAGAUUGCCCUCAGUCAGCUGCAGGAGUUGGAGGAGGCCAUUAAAGUGCGCAAGGUGUCCAAGGUAGACGGGCGAAAGAUACGCUGGAUUGAGUACCGUGCACGCAAGAAGCAGGAGGAGCAAGAGAAAGCGGCUGAAGCCAAAAAGAAGGGCCGCAGAUCGAAAGGUGUUGAGAACAGUGAAAAUGACUCGAGCAUUGUAAAUAACAACAACAACAACAAAAGUGAGAGCAACAUGAAAGUCGAGGUAGUGUCUCCGCCACUGAGUGUGGUAGGGAGAAGCAAUGUUUUGGAAAGCAUGAAAACAGCAAUUCUUACAGGGUACAGAAAAUGUUGUCCAAAAGGAAACACCCCGAAGAACACAACACCAAAAGGCUCGACGCUAAAGGAGUCGAACGGUAAGGGUGUAAACCGUAGAAGUGCCACACCAAAAGGGGUAGCAUCUAAAGGGGGACAAAAGGGAACGUCCACCAGCAACACCGAUCACCCAGACCAACCACUGUCUGCCAGUCUCAAAAAACCUUUCUUCCCAGUAAGGUCUCUCACAAAAGGACUGCGGGAAGUUAGGAAAGUGGAGAAUGGCGAAAGUCCAAAGAAAGCAGAUGACCGUACACCUAUUCCUGCUUCAUCCCCCAUCACACCGGUGUCAAUUCCCACUUCAACACCUGUUUUAUCUCAGCCAAAGACAGAACCAGGAACCAAAUGUCCUCUCAUAGCAGUAGCUGCGAGAUUGCUUUCCCCUCCUUCGGCUAGGUCAAAGUCCUUAGACAACGCAAGAAGCAGGAAAGCAAACACAAGAGGUGGAGCCAAGAAGCCUAGUGGCAAAGCUGCAGAGAGGUCAGAGUCUGAACCAAGAAGUAUUAUGAAUGGACAUACCCUUGUGCAGAACGGACCAUCUGAAGAGGAAGAAUCCAUAUCUUUCAACGUAUCCUCAUCAGAUGCUGAAGACAAGUGUGCAGAAGUAAUAGAGGAAAAGACAGAAACAAAUGUAGAACUUCAGUCAUAUCAAAAUACAGAGGUUACAGUUGAUGAAAAAGCAACGGACGAGAACUUGGAUGUGUCGGUAAAAGAGGAAGAAAUUGAACCCAAAUCUGCAGAUAGCACAUGUGCGGAAAGUGGUAGUUCUACAGGAAAGUCUAGUAAAAAAUUAUCAACUGUGGUUGUAGAUGUCCAUAAUAGCAUGAAUGGUGAGCCACAGACUGUAGUUUCUGCAUCCAAGCCUGCUCUACGUGGAAAGAAGACUUCGCCUGCAAAGAAAAUUGAAAAAGGGAACACAAGUAAAAUCCAAGCAAGAUUAUCAGAUGACAGUACAGAGGGCAGUAGUCAAGCGAAAGAUCUUGCACCUACUCCUUCUGUCACUGAUGCCAAAAAGUCAAAAUCCAGUGCAGGGAAAAAGCAGACUGUCUCGAUUGUAGGAGAGGAAAAGGAAGAUGAUAACACAAGUGCCUCUAUGAGCAAUCAAACACCACAAUUGCAAGAAAGCAUUCAAAGUACAAAGUUGGUGAAAGGUGUUCAAAAAGUCAUAAAUCAAGAAGUGCCCUCAGAAGCUGAAUCUGCGACUGCUACUGCUUCUAACAAUGACUCAAAAUCAGCAAGUAGUGUGAAGGAAAGUGGGAACAUAGUUGAAGUUCAUACCAAAAGGGAAAAUGAUACGGGAGAUGUAGCUGAUGGACAAAAGGAAAAGGAGGGGCUAGGGGUCUCGGAAUCAGAAAAUUUGACUGAGAAGGAAAGCUGCAAAAACAAGAGUGAAAUUCCAGUUGAGAAAGCUAAGAAAGUUUCAAAGACACAAAUGAAAAAGGGAGGCUCAGUCCCAAAACUAGUGUUCAGGGAUCAGGUCUUCAAAAGAGUAGUGCAGGGGCAAAGGGAAGUAACUCCAAAAGCAAGUGGGAAGAGUAGUCCUGCAAAGAAGAAAGUGGCAGGUCCAUCAAAGAAGGCAAAGUCUCCCAAAAACACCCAGACGCCACAUGCAAAGCCUCCUGAGCUAAACGCUGCCAAGAAACAAAAGGCUGUGGAGGAAGUCGAAACACUACAUAUUGAGCCAAAUGAAUCACCAACAUAUAAAGGAAUGCAAGGAAGCAGUAGAAGAGAACGUGUGCAAAAUGUGAUAGAAGAGAAACCUGCUGAGUUACAGGUAGUUGAAGAAUCACAAGUAAAUAAAGAGAUAGAACAAGUAAAUAAAGAGACAGAACAAGUAAAUAAAGAGACAGAACAGGAACAUAAAGAGACAGAACAGGUACAUAAAGAGACAGAACAGGUACAUAAAGAGACAGAACAGUUACAUAUAGAGACAGAACAAGUACAGAAAGAAACGGUACAAGUAAAUAAAGAGACAGAACAAGAUGUUCAUGUAGUUGAAGAAGAUAAAAACAAGAAGGUCAUAGAAGAUGUUAAACUUUUAGAGGAUGAACCACCUGCAGAAGCUCAAAAGGAGGAGCAGCUUACCCUACAGGAUGAUGUUGAAAUAAAGAGAGAGAAUUUACUGAAGGAAAAUAACAACUUGCCAGAAAAGCAGCCAGAAUCUGAAGUACAAAUUAUGUCAGAUGUCCAGGAGAAUUUAAGUAUUGUGAAAGUGGCGGAGGACAAAGAAGAGAAUGACGCCAGCAAAGAGGAAAGUAUUCCAGAGAAUCCUGAGUUGGUGGUGGUUAAUCAAGAAGAAAACAUAUCUGUUGAACAAACCCAAGAGUGUAGUAUUAUACCAAAGCAAAACGGAAGUAUUGCAUCUCAAGAUGUAGUAGGAGUAAGUCCUUCAACUACCUCGAUAUCACCAGAAACUAGUGCCUCAAAUGCAAAGUCAAAGGAGAAAGUACCCAGGAUAUUGAAACAGCUUCUUCAGGAUGAAGGAGUCCAAAAUAUGCUUAAGAGUAUGGGCGAAGAAUCAAUUACAGCACCAGAGGGAUCACCGAGUGAGUCCAGCGUGCAUAAGCUUCGUCCAAAAAGGCCAUCAGAACCCAUGCUGUCUUCCUCGCCAGAAUUAGAUGUUUUAGAGGCCUUCUUUUCUCCUACAACAAAGAAAAAGAAGCAGAGAAGUGAGCUGGACACUUUGUAUAUGGAUGAAGGUGUCCUGAACCUAUUAACAAGUCUAGAACCUUAUUCCCGAAGACAGCCUCAUCAAGAUGAUGCUGCCAGUGAUAUUUCCCAAGCCAGUAGCGCCAAGAGUGUAAAAGGAAGCAAGUCCUCUAAAGCUGCCUUAGAUGUGCAGGCUGAUGGGAGGAAGAGAAAACUUAGUGGAGCCAGCACUGUAAGCAAUACCUCAACUAGAUCUAUGCAACCUCCAGAGUCUAAGAAACCACGUUUAGAUAACCAGGAAUCCCCCUUGGAGACCCAUGAACUAGACACAGCAGAAGAAUUCAAGGACCUGUCUGAGAAUCAGGAAACUAGCAAUGUUGAACCAGUUCCUGCUCAGCCAGUAAGAAAGAGGGGAAGACCAACACUGCCACUAUCUGUGAAACAAAAGAACAAAGCAAUAAGAAUGCAACUGAAACUCCAAAAACAGAAGCAGAUGAAGGUGAAUUCUGUUGUCAGCGCUCUACUUAGGGAGGAUGAUAAUAUGAACCUGGCACAGAUUAAGGAUGUGCUAAAGAGGGCCAGAGAAGCCAUCAGCUCCCCAUUAGAAGAAGAAAUGGAGGAGGAAACACCCACCGGCAAGGCAGUUCCACCCAUAAAGAUUAAAUUAGCUUCCGAAAGUGUAACCAUUAGGCAUAUAAAUCGACCAGGACCAGUUCAGGGUCAGCAGACAGCAGCAGCACCAUUGGGAGGUGCUGUGGAUGUACAGGGAAUUAAACCAACACCUAAACCAAUGGCAGUUGAUGCAUCUUGUAGUAGACCCUUAGCUAAAACUGUGACAGAGACUAGGAUAUCGCCAAAGACUUAUACAGAGAAGACGAGGACUUAUCCAGAACGAAGGACACCCCCUCCACAACAAAGAAGAAUAGAGAACAUCACCAGUCCUACAGCAGCAAGCUUCUCGUCGCUAGUGAAAACUUUGGAGGCCACGGGACAACAGAAAAGUAGACAAAGGGCUGGAGGAGAGUCUCUGCGUCAGUCCCAGCGGGCCAGCGUGAGGCAGAGCGAAGGCAGCUACCACUACCGAGACAUAUCCCUGAGAAAGUUCAACAAUUUCACCCAGAUCAUCUUGUCUCCUUCCACGACAAAGAUGAAAAAUGCCUUGAACUCGCGGGUCUUGCGAGAGCUCUGUGAGGCCCUGAACAUUCUGAAGAGAGACGACUCCGUGAGAAUGGUGCUGCUGACUGCCACAGGCUCCACCUUCUGCCAGGGCAUUGAUUUGACGGCUCUCCAGCAUCCCAAUCUAGAGACUCGCAAGAAGAAUGCGGAAAAUCUUGUGAGAGGCAUAAAGGAUUUCCUGAAGGCUCUGGUGCAGUUUCCAAAGCCCAUUGUUGCUGGUGUGAACGGAAAUGCCAUGGGCCUGGGCGUAACCAUGCUACCUCUUUUUGAUAUGGUCAUUGCUAAUGAUAAGGCUGAGUUUUACCUUCCGUAUGCCAAACUAGGGCAGGUGCCUGAAGGUGGAGCUACAUAUACGUUCCCUAGUAUUUUGGGCAAGUUGCAGUCAACGCAGCUAUUCCUUGGGCAUAAGGUGACAGCGGCCAAGGCUCAGGAGAUGGGUCUGGCCUCAGAGUCCAUCUGGCCUGCAACCUACCAGCAGGAGCUAAUACCCAAGGUGGCACUCCUGGCAUCACAGUCUGCUCAGAGCAUGGAGGCGACCAAGGCCCUGAUGAACCACCACCUCGUGACGAAGCUGGAGCUGAGCCUCGAGUCCGAGUGCCGCCUGCUCCUCCAGCAGUGGACGUCGCCUCACUUCACCCACCUGUGCAAGCGGUUCCUCGAGUCCCACCACGUGCAGCUGCAGAAGCCCGUCAACCUGCCCCUGUAGUGGCUGCCGUGCGCGAUGGCGAGGAGAAAGCCCUCCGCGACGCGACCCUGGCGAAGAAAACACACUUUCCGAGUGAACAGGACUGGCUGUGGUCCGGACGCUCAUAUUUUUUUUAUUCUAUUUACAGUGUUUCGUUUUAAUUUUGAAUGGUGAUAGUGAUACCCUCGGGAUCUUGGUGCGCCGACGCUGUUCCCGCGCGCGCUCGGGUGGCGAACUCUUUCCCCCAAAAAAGAAGAAGUGACCGGCGAUCGUUUUCCUUCUCGUAAACGUGUCCUUUUUAAAUCGCGAGUCGGCGAGUCUGUGGAACGUGGAGACUGCUUGGGCGGCCGCGGGAGAUUCGGUGAUAUAUUUUUCCUUCUCUUUCUUCCGAUAUCGCCCUCACUGUCGAUCGCUGUUCAGGAAAGCAAAGAAGAGUGUAAGGGACAGCUUGGUUUAAACACACUCUUUUCCCUUUUCUCUCUCUCUCUCUAUCCCUGUCUUGAGUGAAUUGAAAAGUUCCAUUUAUAUAUAUAUUCAGAGUCGAGAUUCGUUUUGUUUCACUGCAACACCAGGAGAGAGACUUCGGACAACGGGAAGCGACAGAAGCCAGACGCACCACGGGCGAGUGUGACGAACAAAAAACGUUGCGGGAGGAAAGUGCGAAGCAACAUGCAGCUACUUGCAGGAAGGUCUGAACUUCUGACAACCUUUUGGACUCGGGAAGUCGAGGGCGGAAAGCUCCCCUCUGCGCAUCCUGGUGAAAGACAGCAAAAUGAUAUCUUAAAAAAAAAAGUAUUUAACGGAUGCGAACCUAUAGUUUGAAAAAAAAAGAAUAGGAAAUUUUUUUGAAGAAAUAACGUGAUAAUAGUACUAAUUAUUUGUGACGUCGCUGUUCAAAUGCAGUGGUUUGAGGCCUUUUUGGAACCCCCCUUUAUCCCCCCCCUCCUGGUGCAGAACCCCCCCAGUCCACCUCGAGGGCCUUGUACAGUGUACAGUUAACCACUUGGUCGUCCUCAGCUAAAGUGGAUAUAUUUAAUAAGAUAUUUCUAUAGUGCCCAGCAACUAUACUAGGUUCAGUAUGAAAAGUCUCUUUUUUUCCAUGUAAGGUGUUUUAGUGUAUCGGAAUGUCAUUUAUGCAAAUUUCUUAAAAGAGAAGAUAUAUUAAAAACAGUACUUUAAAAAAAAGGCAACAUUCUCAUGCACUUUCGACACUCGUGUAAAUAAUAGGACUCAUCGUGCACAAGUUAUAUUUUCAUGGGAGGUUUUAUCGGGGAUGUGUUUUGUACAUCUUUCAAAUGUGAAGUUACAAGUGUGUGAAUUUUGUAGUUGAUUUUUAUAGGAUAAAAAAAGUUGUUAAAAAAAACAAGUACAACCUCUGCAACUAUGACAGCCCUUCAAAUUUUUGUCAUUGAAUGUGAAAUCUCAUGCAAUGAAAAAGUUAUUGAAUUUGA